GCGGCGCCGCCCCCGCCGCUAAAGGCCGCCCAGGUGGGACUCGCGCCCGGGGUCGCCCGCCGUCUGAGCCCAAGUCCCUUUGGCGGCGCUUGCGGAGGCUGCCCACCCGACUUUCCCCGACGGGCCCCGACGGGUCCCGGUGCGCUGCCCAGACCUGACCAGUCCCGGCACGAAUCCCCCCCCCGCCCCGGCCCCACCAUGUUCCAGCGCCACCACCGCAGCCGAGUGACGGUGGCGCGGGGCUCAGCCUUGGAGAUGGAGAUCCGACGGGGCCGGUUCCGCCUUAGCCUCGUCGGGGACACGGACCAGGUAGGCGCGCGGGGGGGGGGAGCGGACGGCCACGCGGGUGGCGUGGGAAAGUCCCGGGCGGAGGCGAGGCUGCGCGUGGCCGUGGCGGGUGGGCGGGGGCGAGGUCUUCGGGACGCGCUCCCGUCGAGGCUCUCCUGGCGCGGAAGGGGCGCCACGCCGGAUCAGCUGAGAAAUGGAUUCGUAUCCAGACUGGGGAGGGAAGCUGCAUUCCUGCAUGGCGGGGGGCUGGACUAGAUGGCCCUCGGGGUGCCCUUUCGACGGGGAGGGGCAGGAGGCGAGAGUGGGACCCACCACCACCACCGUGGGAUAUUUUUUCCACACUCCGUUUAUAGCCCACUUUUUUUCCCUCCAAGGAGCGCAAAGUGACUUUCUCGCGUCCCCCCCCCACCUGCCCUCGAUUAAUUCUGACGCCAACCCUGCGAGGGAGGCUCUAGGUUAGGCUGAGAGGGGCUGGCCCCCCAGGUGAGCUUCGUGGCUGAGCGGACGGAUUUGAAACCUGGUCUCCCAGGAACCUAGUCGCCAUUUUAAAUAAAUCAAUACAUUUAUUAGUCACAUGUAAUAACAAUAAUAAUAAUUAAUAAAUACUUUUAUUUAUACCCCAGCCAAGACCGGGCUCAGGGCAGCUAACACCAAAUAUAAAAAAAUUGAUUGAAAUACAGCUUAGAAAACAAGAUUGAAAUACAACAUUAAAAUGCAACCUCAUUUCAGUGGAAACUGAACAGUAAUAAGCAUAAUUUAAGAUUCAGUAAACACCAACAAUAUCAUCUAGUCUGUCAUGUGUUGGAAAAGCCGCCCUGUGAUCUUCAAAUGAAGGGCGGAAUGUAAAUAUUAAUAAUAAUAUAAUAAUAAUAAUGGAGUAACAGCAGCUUAAAGUUAGAACCACUCCUGAGAACCAGUUUAUAAAGCGGAUUCAAAUCCAGUAGGGGUCUCCCGGUGCCUGGUCCUCAUUUAACGCCCACAAGGACCCUGUGAGGCCAAGAGGCAGUGACUGGCACAAGGUCACCCAGAGAGCUUCAUGGCGGAGUUGGGGGUAGGAUUUGAACCCGGGUCUCCCAGGUCCUUGUCCAACACUCUAACCCCUCGGCCACAAUGGCUUUCUUGGUGACGGUGGAGGAUGGUUAUGAUGGGGAGGUCCAGGGGGAGGGCUGAAUCUGAAGUGGGGGAGAGGUUUGCUCAUGUUCAGAAGGUGGCAGGGAUUUGGGGAACAUUUUGGGCGAGAGCCAGUGGGCGGCUGGGAGUAACAGGUACGAAAUAAACCUAUACUUAUUUGCACAGCGGUUUGUAUGGCCGAGUGAGUUGCACUUUUAAGCCAAGUUCCUCCUUGCAAUGGCUCUGUGAGGCUACUUCUUCCCAUUUUGCAGAGAGGGCAACUGAGGUCUGAGGUGCCAGAAGCCCUUGCCCCAUAGAGCCUCAGGCUGGGCAGGCUGAGCUGGGGGCAAAGGGCCCCCAGGAAAGGUCGCCUCACUUGCCAUGUUCCUCAUCUCCCAUACUAGGGACACCCCACUUGCAAUUCUCACAGCAAGUGGCCCCCCUCAACCCCAGCCCCUCCUGGAAUGGGAGCAACCAGAGCAAGGACAAGAACCCCCCCAAAAAAAAUUAUUUUCACAUUAUUUCACAUUAUUUUCACAAUAAUUCCUUUUUGGUGCAGUUGCUUUUUUAAGGGAUCUUCUCAGGAGCAACCCGUAUAAAUAUAGGUAUUAUUAUUAUCCUUAUUAUUUUGUGCCCCCCGUGCGAGGAACCCGCCCCCCUGCCCUAAAUCUGGGACUGAACCAGUUUUCAGUCCAAGGCCUUGGAGUCCCUGAAGGCUCUAUGUGGGGCUCCCUUUGAAGGUGAUCCGGAAACUACAACUAAUCCAGAAUGCGGCAGCUAGACUGGGGACUGGGGGCGGCCGCAGAGACCAUAUACAGUGGAACCUCGGGUUGCGAACGUGAUCCGUGCGGGAGGCACGUUCACAACCCGCAGCGUGGUGUCUGUGCACAUGCGGGUCACGAUUUGGUGCUUCUGCGCAUGCGCAAUUUAGUGUUUUUACACAGGCGCGAGUGCCGAAACCCAGAAGUACUUCUGGGUUCAGUGCAGGGCGCAACCCGAAAUCACAUAACCUGAAGUGUCUGUAACGAAAGGUACCACUGUACCACCAGUCCUGAGAGACCUACAUUGGCUCCCAGUACGUUUCCGGGCACAAAUCAAAUUGUUGCUGCUGACCUUUAAAGCUCUAAACGGUCUCAGCCCAGUAUACCUGAAGGAGCGUCUCCAUCCCCAUUGUUCAGCCCGGACACCGGGGUCCCUCUCCCAAGGGCCUUCUGGUGGUUCCCUCCCUGCGAGAAACCAAGUUACAGGGAACCAGGGAGAGGGCCUUCUCGGUGGUGGCACCCGCCCUGUGGAACGCCCUCCCGUCAGAUGUCAAGGAAAUAAACAACUAUCUGACUUUUAGAAGACAUCUGAAGGCAGCCCUGUUUAGGGAAGUUUUUAAUGUUUGAUGUUUUAUUCUGUUUUCAAUCUGUUGGGAGCCGCUCAGAGUGGCUGGGGAGGCCCGACCAGAUGGGCAGGGAAUUAAUUAAUAAAUAAAUUAUUAUUAUUAUUAUUACUACUACUACUACUAUUACUAUCAAUGUCUGGAGGAUUUUUGUCCCUCCCUGGAUCACCAAAUACCCUCCCCAGAUGACUGGGUUACUUUUGGGGGGGUCUCCAGGAGCCCCUGUGCCCCCCUGCUCUGCCUUGCCCAGGGUGUCAGGUGUGAGGAAGUUCCCCCAGCCUGUCACAGGGGCUAGAAACUUGUCCCUUGAGAGCAUUUGUCCCAGGGGGGCUGCCCCCUCCUCCAGCCCCUCCGCUGCCUUCUUCUGCUGGGGUGUGGCAAGUGUGGGGCUGGGGUUUGGGGCCUGGCCACAGGGAAAGGGUUACGGCCAGCUUCCCCACCCCCCAGCCAAGGGGAACAAAGGAUCUAUUAUCUCCCCUGCCAGGGACUUCCCUCUGCGCUUGAGGAAAGAGAUUCAGCAGCACCUGCCCUCCUCGCCCCAGGGCCAGACUUCCUGGAUCGGAGCCCAGCCUUGCCCCACAUGGGACUCCCUGCCAGGUCCUGACCUCUGGAUCUGGGGCUGUCUGUGGUGGCCACCGACCCCUGCUGGCGGCUGCCCUCCUUUCUUCUGCCAGGGCUUACUACAGAAUUAUGGAGUUGGAGAAGGGACCCCAGCGGUCAUCUAUCCCAACCCCGUGCAACACAGGAACCCGCCUCCGUCUGAGACCCCAAAGAGCCACUGCCAGUCCGUGCAGGCUGGGUGGGCUUAUUAUGACUCCGUACAAUAAGGUGCAAAGUUAAACUACGGAACUCCCUCCCACUUGAAUUUGGAUACUGCUUGUGGCUUUCUCUUUGGGGCAUGUGGUUGGCAUAGGUGCCAACUCUAAGGGGCUCUGGGUGCCAGGGCACCCACAAUUUUUUUGGGUGGUGGGUGCUCAGCACCCAUACUGCAUGGCUCCGACACAGCUUCCAGUUUUGACUCGCAUCAGAGCUCCGACUCGACCUCCCUGGCGACGUUUGAGGCCGUGCCAGGCCUCCCAACACGGCUUCUGGUCUAAACGGGGAGCUGCGAUGGAGGUCUUGCCAGGCCUUGGACCCGAGCGAGGCCUUGGAAGGGACGCUGAGCCGCAGACGGCAUAAUGCAACAUCAUGAUGUCAUGUUACGUUGCCAGCGCCAUUGGACACCCAUAACCUGGUGCCCAAGUCAGUGCCCCUGCAGGUUGGUCACUGGAGAGCAGGCGGCUGAAUUAGAUGGGCUCCCUUUUGGCCGGAUCCAGCAGCCUCUCCUUAUGUCCUUAAGAUGCUUCCCAGGCCUGGGCCCACCCAGGGCCUUUGGGUGCCAAAAAAAUUUAAAAAAUUAAUUAAUUUUCCAGAACAUUUUUUGAACACACAAACAAACAUAAAUCUCAACCGUAUUUAAACCAAACUUAAUAACAUUGUUAAGUGACUUCCUCGUAUCCCCCUGGUUGAAUUUCAUUGUAUAUCAUUUUAACGGUUUUCCAAAACCAAUAUUAUUAUAAAACUAACUUCAUCACUUAACAUCUUUCUUUCUUUCCAAUUCAACAUUAAACAUACUAAUUCAUCACAUUACAUAUUUAAAUCCUAGGCCUAUCUGGUAUUUGCAAGCGUUUCCAAUUAAUUUAACUCAACAUAUUUAACUAAGUAGUCUUUAAAUUUCCUCCAUUCCUCCUGGUACUCCUCCUCCUUCUGGUCGCGGACUCUUCCAGUCAGAUCGGCUAGCUCCGAAAAAUCCACCAUCUUCAUCUGCCAUUCUUCCACUGUUGGAACUUCAUGUGAUUUCCAAUUCUAAGCUAACAAAAUUCUCGCUGCAGUUGUGGCAUACAAAAACUGUUAUUCCAAGAAGGCAGGCCUCUGGUUUCUUAAUAAAUGUAUAUUUCAACAUUUUUUUCAAUUCAUUAUAAAUCUUCUCCCAGAAGGCUUUCACCUUGGGGCAGGUCCACCACCUUUGGGUGCCAAUGCUUGGUGGGUUGGAAGCCCGGACUUCUAUCCAAUUCCCAAAGUGAGGCUUGAAGACUUUGCAUCCUCUGUUUUCCGUCGCAAUUAUUUUUUGCACGCAGCCGCCGGGCAGCGUUUUCAGUCCCCUCCAGAAUUAACGCCGACAAUGUUUAGGCGACACAAUGACCCUAUACCUACGUAAUAGACAAUCUUUAUAGAAUUCUUUCAAACAAUAACAAGUUCAAAAUGAAAUCUCAGACUCAAAGCCUCUGAAAGUCUUUAAAUGAAGCGAGGUGCCAAACUUUGCACGAUGAAAGAUAAGCUGUGGAGCUUUGUGUAUUCAGCAAAUAUAAUGUCCAACACUGAACAGAGAUUCCAGAUAUUGACAACUGAUUUGUAGAAUUCUUCGUCAGUGUGGUGGGAGAAUAUGGAAUUGUUUCAUAAACUCAUCUUAUUUUACAUGAAUAUAUGUGAAUGAAAAUGUCAAAUGCUGCAGUCAAUAUCCAGAACGCUGACAUUCUCUUUUGCAACACAGGGGUUUGUUUGGAUACUCGUUAUACAGUGGUCCCUCGGGUUAAGUACUUAAUUUGUUCCGGAGGUCCGUUCUUAACCUGAAGCUGUUCUUAACCUGAAGCACCACUUUAGCUAAUGGGGCCUCCUGCUGCCGCUGCGCCGCCAGAGCACGAUUUCUGUUCUCAUCCUGAAGCAAAGUUCUUAACCUGAAGCACUAUUUCUGGGUUAGCAGAGUCUGUAACAUGUACCGUCCAGAAUUAAGGCGCUCUGCGUUCAGACAUAGUCCUUCCUUUUAUUUUUAACCCGCCUGAAAUAACCGUUCCUUCUAUUUCCAGUUCCCAGCCUGUGUGUGUUGUUGCUUGUGCAGCCAAAAGAGGGUCACAUACUGUGCGCCCAAGGGCAGGAGAGGUGUCGGCAGGCUGGAUGGGGCCCUGCCACUUUGGGGAAGUGGCGGAAAUCUGAGGGGAGAAGCUCACAGGACCUGUCUCCCCCAAAACGGUGAUCAGCUUGCUGUGAUUCCUGCAUUGCAGGGGGCUAGACAACCUUAGGGGGUCCAUGUCAAUUUUACCAUUCUGUGAUUCCAUGAGGACUGAGCAUGCUCACUGGAGAGAGCCAGGGGUGUGUUUGUGGUGGAGUAGCGCUUGACGCUGCAACAUUUUGUUGCAGCUCUCCCCGAUCCUUUCUGCUCAGACACUGCAGCCUUCUUUCCCAGAGGCAACAGCAGACGUUUAAGGUGUUCUGGGAAGUCCCCACACAAGUCCUGAGGGAGCAUUUGCAUUCAGCCUGGAACAAGGAACCUGGCUGUGCUCCUCUUUCCAGCCAGUGGAACGCUUUCCUCCAGGUGAUUAGCCAUUUCCUCGUUAGAUUAUGCCCGGUUCAGCUAACAACUCCCCGGGAUGACAGCACUGCAGGGCUGGCGUUUCCCCGCAUGUCUGUUUAAGACUUAUUUCUUUAAUUUUUGCACUGUUUAAAAACAAACAAACCUCAAAGUGGUUUACGAAAAGGUGAAACAAUAAUAUCAACAAAAUUUGAAUUACAGGGAUAAUUCAAAACAUACAAACUGUUAAAAUACUUUCCAACAAGUUAAAACUUGCGUCAACUUUCUCAGCAUUUCUCAGGCUUGUCUAAAAAGGGAUGUUUUUAGCAGGUGCCAAAAAGAAUGCAGUGAAGGCGUCUGCUGGGUAUCAAUUGGCAGGGAGUUCCAAAGGGUAGGCACUGCCACCUUAAAUGGUCGAGUCCUUACAGAUACCCAGUUGGGUGUAUUAUGUGGUACCUGUCCCUGGGCCAAUCAAAGUGGCAGAGUGGGCACCUUGGGGUCAGGCGAUCUUGCAGGUCCCAAGUUGCUAAGGGCUUUAUCGACUCAUGGUAACUCCUCGAACUCGGGCCCGGUAGCAAAUUGUCAGCCUAAUCAGACCUCUGAGCGCAGGUGUUCCUUGCUCCCGCCAGCAAUUGCGCUGCAGCGUUCUGUCUUGUGUUGUUCCCUUGAGAAUUGCGACCGGCUUGGUAAACUCUGGAGGCUGGCAGCCAGGAAUACGCCUGGCCCUUCUGGUCAUUGAUUGACGAGGCCUUGGGUUCACCUGAAGCCACACAGGGCAGACAAAAGGAAAUCCGCUGCGCAGCUCACCUUAAUUCCCUCUAUUUCUGAUAUCCAGGAGCGAGUGGCAAGGUUUCUGCAGCCAAAGGGCACCCUUGCCACCCACGCACAAGAGGGAAGUAUUAGCAGGCUUGGCAGAGGCCCAAAGUUGGCAGACGGACAAAGAAUCGGGGGGGGGGGGGAAGCACCUCAGGGUGCUGGGAGUCCCAAGGCAGCCCAAGGGCCCUGCUGGAAAACAGAAAGCGAUUGUACUGCACCUUACGGCGGUGGGUGCUGCCACCCUCCUGGUGGGGGGUGUGAGUGCCCAUGGAAGGGCAGCUGCCUUGGCGCCCGUAGAAAUCCUCUUCUUCUUUGUCUAGGUCACAGAGCGCAGCCUCAGGUUGCACUCUGCCCAUGCCCAGAGGCUCUGCGCGUUCUCUUACUUGAAAGGUUCCAGGGCUGCGUUUUGGUGGGUCUUCCUGGUGCUGUGGGGUGGGGGCAGGCUGGACUCCUGGGUUCUGCCCAGCUCUUUUUGAUUGACAGAUAUUCUGGGGGUGGGAAGGAAGGUGCCCUCUGGAGCAAUUGGAAUCAUCUGGUAUCGUCUUUCGGGAGCCUAGGCAGGUUCUGGGCAGUUGCACCCUGAAGCAGUGCCAUGCGGGACCUUUUCUGCAUUGGCCCCAGCAGAAGGAGGCAGCAGAAGAGCAGACUGUACCAUUUCGGGCUGCAGGGGAGGAAGUCCCAUUUUAAAGACUCCCCAGUUUAAAAACAAAGCAAGCACAACUCUUUCAAGCUAUGACCUCGCGCCCAAAAGCAAACCUUGCACCUGGAGGUGAUGGUUCAGCUUUGGCUUGUCCCCUCUUGUGCCUCACCUUCGAAUGGGACCCCCUGGGACCAUCCAAUCCAACCCCCUCCAGCGCUUGAAUUCCAGCUAAAGAACCGCUGACAGGGGGCCACCCAACCUCUCCUUCAAAACCUCCAGUGAAGAAAAAUCUACCCAUCUUCUCCGCUGGCCCCAGGGGUGACCCAAACAACAUGGUCCAGGUCCCGUCCAGAAUCAAAAAGGUUCUGCUGGGAGUCAGUCCCAGUCCGACAGGGCCAAGGCAGGACACCAGGCAGGAAACCAGGCAAGGAUAGGCGCAGGAUCUCAGGCAGGAUCUGGCAUGCAGCCAUGUUGCUCCCGCAAUUUGGGGUGGGAUCCGACAGCCUUUUAUCUUUGUCAGUGUAGCGGCUGGUCCUGAUCCCUGGGGCCUCACCUCCCUGUCUCGCCUGAGGGUGAGCACUCCUCCUGCAGGUACUCAGGUCUCGCCUUCUCUCAGACCUCAGUCUCUGCAGCUUGGGAGACGUCGGUGGGUUACUAGACCCAGGGGCCGCCUCAGCCUCCCCUGAUCCAACUGGUAGUGGAGCAGCUGGAAGUGAUGGCCCAGCUGGAGGCAACGAGGUCAUCCCCGCGUCUGGAGCCAGGGCAGGCUCAGGCCCCUGACUCAGCCCAGCUGGUGCUUGUUGCAGGGGAACCUGUGCAGACUGGGGCUCUUCAGGAUCAGGCCCCAGACUCGGUUCAGAUGCCGCCUGAGGCAAAGGAUCCAGUGCAGAAUGAGUCUCCUCUGGUUCCGAGUCCGAGCCUGAGUCCCAGGCCAUCACCCCUUCCAAGGGAAUCUGUUCCUCUGCCAAACAGCUCUUACGCCAAGGAACUUCUUCCUGAUGUUGAGUUGGAAUCUGCUUCCUUGUAGUUUGAAUCUGCUGGGUCCUGUGCUCUGGAGAAGCAUCAGAAGGCAAGCUUGCUCCAUCUUCCCUUUGGCAGAUAUUUCUGAGACUCAUAGAAUUGCAGGGGGUGGACUAGAUGACUCUGGGGGUCCCUUCCUAACUCUCCACUUCUGGGAUUCUGGCACUGCUGGGCGCCUGAGUUGGAGAGAGUGGCCGAGGCAGGUGUGAGUGCCCCUCUCCUUUUUACACCGGGUCAGCAGAGAGGUGGAGCUCCAUCGGCCAGGUAGCAGGCUUUGCUCUGCCAUGGGCGUGCCCAGAUGGCUCAGUUGGUAGAGCGUGAGACUCUGGAUCUCAGAGUUGGGGGUUCAAGCCCCACACUGGGCAAAAGGUUCCUGCAUGGCAGGGGGUUGGACCGGAUGACCCUCAGGGUCCCUUCCAGCUCUGACCCCUGGAAGUUUCCCACAAGGCGGGCAACCCUGUGUGCGUAACGGGUUGGCACGAGAGCCCUGGGGACUUUGGAGAGAGUGGGGCGUUCUUCUGCUUGGCACCAAGCAGACCCCACGGUCUCUGAGCCCAUCCUGCAAGGAGGAGACUUUGCUGCGGCAUUUUGCUUGGGGCGGGGGCAUCUGUGCCAAUCUUGGACUGCUUUGGUCGAGGGUCCAGGCUGAGCGGCCUCUAGAGCAGUUUCUGGGCUGCCUGGCGAGGCUGGCUGCCAUGCCUGCCUUGGUGCCAAGCUUGUCCGGGUGUGUCUGGCUGGGCAUGUGGCCCUGGGCCGCCUUGAGCGCAGGGGACGCUGGCCAGCUCCCUGCCACGUGGGCGCAGGAGUGUGCCUGUCUUUUGUGUGAGUUUGAAAUGUGCUGGCCCCGCUUUCCCCUCCUUCCUGCCAGGCCUGAGUGAGGGGCUGGCAGCCGGGCUCCCUCCCUCUCCGGUGGCCGGUGGGAGGGCCGGGGCCUGGAAGAGGCGGCCCCUGGCGCAAGGGAGCAGGCGGAGGAGCUUGCAGGGGCGGCUCUUGUAAGAGGAGCCCAACCAGGAAUGCUGGGCUGGAGGGGCGGGCGUGGGGCCAGGCGGUUUCCUGUCUAUGGGGGGAAGAGGCUUGCAGCUGGAGCAUAGGGUUCCCCGAGGCGCAUGGGGGGCCUGAGAGGGAGAAGGAGCCCCGCUGAGGGGCAGGAGGUGAGAGCCGGGCCUAGGGGCACCCGAGGCUUGGGAACGAAGGCGGGCAGCAGGGGGCAGCAGCAGGCAGGCCAGGGCACGGGUGGCACCCAGGGGUGACCCCCAGGCAGGUGGUGGUGCUGCUGCUGCAGAGAUGGGGCACGGGACCCCUUGCCUGCAGGCUCGCCUCCUUGCGGGGGGUGCCAUCUGGCUGGCUGGCAGGCUCCCCUCCUUUGUGAAACGGGGGGCACAGCCAGGGCUGUUGCCCUUUCAGGCACAGAGGCUGCUUGUUCUGCGGGUGGGAGUCUGGAGCCGCCCGGCUGGCAUGAAAGGACGGCCCUGUUCUCUCCGCAGCUCGGCCGGGGGCGCAGAAUCUGCUGACGGAGGCCUGGGCAGCGCCAGCAGCAGCAAGAGGCCAGGAGCUGGGGGCCUCGCUGCCCCACCCCGCCCCACCCCACAGGCAGGCUGGAGACCUCCGCACCAGCUCUCCGGGUGCAGACGGCACGGUGUUUCCUGGCCUCCGAAGCGGCCCCAGCCGUGCCCAGAUGGGGGCCCUGCCAGGGGCCCCUGGCCCUGCCGCCCUGGGGCAGUAGGGGUGCCCCCAGACUUCCCGCACCCCGCAGAGGAGGCGUCGGUGAGGGAGAGGGUGCUGCGCCAAGAUGCAGGACAAACUCCGCAUCCUGGAGGACCUCAACAUGCUGUACAUCCGACAGAUUGCCCUCAGCCUGGAGGUAAGGGGGCAGCUGGGCAGGACCUUGCCACCCGCCGGGGAGGGGCUUUGCUUCAGGGAGGGGGGCUCCUUCCGAAGGGAUGCGGAGACCUGUGUGAGUAGGGGGUGCAGUGUCCUUUUGGUCCCCAAAGGCAGCUGAGAAAAGAUACCCCCAGAGUGCAAAGUUUGGAGUUUCCCCAAACUUGCGUUGCGCAUUUAGCAAUGCCCAGCGAGGAGUGCUGUGGAUCUCAGAAGCUGGCGCCCGCCUUGCUGAGCUGGGUAGAAGCAAACAGAUUGCCUUGGGGUUUCCUGGAUGUUUGCCUGGCGCUCCUCUGUCACCCGAAUAUUGGCACCCGUUUUCUCUUUGUCUCCGAGCUGAAUAGGGAAGGGGGCAGGCCCCUUCAUUUGAAAAAGGGUGGGGGCGCAGGAGGCUGUGCAGGACCCGAUUUGGAGUGCAGCGGGUGCCCUCGACUCGCUUGCUGUGUGUCUCCACCUUGAUGCAACAAUAUUGCCCGGGCAUUGUUCUCCCGGUGGUUGCAGUGAGUGAGACGCUGCCAAGUUUUGAGGUUGCCCCUCUGGGACCACCUGCUGCUUCCUGGGCCCCUUUCCUGUGUGGUUGCGUCAGUCCUGGGGGGCAGGAGCUUCCCAGCGCCAGUGGGGGGGGGUCCCCAGUCUCCCUUGGCUUGGCUUCCAGACAGGUGUGCCUUGUGGCGUUUCCAUGCUUUCUGGGGCUUCUGCUGGGAGUCCGCCUGGCCAGGCUGGUGUUGGGCUUGGGCCAGAGUCCGGCCUCGCUCCACAGGCGGGGGUGGUUUUUUUGGGGGGGGUCUGGCGCCCUUUGGGGUUUGUCAUCCGGUUUGGUGCAGCAGAAAGGUGGGACUUCCUGCCUGGGCCCAGCAGGAAAGGGACUCAGAAGAGCCCCUGGGCUGGAUCAGGCCAGAGUCCUGUUCCCCCGGGGGCCAAAGGGAAGCCCCAAAGCAGGAUUGGGGCUCAAGAACAGCCCCCCGACUUUUCCAGCCGCUGGGAUUCAGGAGAGUUGCAGAUUCCAACUGCGGAGGCUGAGGCGUCCUGGCGAGGAGCCACUGACAGCCCUCCAUGAAUUUGUCCUCUUUUGAAGCUAUGCUCCUAGUAGCAGGGAGUUCCACAGUCUAACUCUGCGCUGCAUGAAGGAGGACUGUCUUUUAUUUGUCCUGGAUCUUCUGUCAGCUUCAUGGAUUUUCCAGAGUUCUAUGAGAGAGAGAGAGACAGAGAAUCCUCUCUCUCCCCACUUUUCCCAGGCAAGACAUAAUUUUAUAAUAUAAUAAUAAUUUAUUAUGUAUACCCCACCCAUCUGGCUGAGUUUCCCCAGCCACUCUGGGCGGCUUCCAAUCGAGUGUUAAAAACAAUACAGCAUUAAAUAUUAAAAGCUUCCCUAAGCAGGGCUGCCUUCAGAUGUCUUCUAAAAGUUUGGGAGUUAUUUUUCUCUUUGACAUCUGGUGGGAGGGUGUUCCACAGGGCGGGCGCCACCACUGAGAAGGCCCUCUGCCUGGUUCCCUGUAGCUUUGCUUCUCACAAUGAGGGAACCGCCAGAAGGCCCUCGGUGCUGGACCUCAUCAUCCGGGCAGAACGAUGGGGGUGGAGACGCUCCUUCAGGUAUACAGGACCAAGGCCGUUUAGGGCUUUCAAGGUCAGCACUUUGAAUUGUGCUCGGAAACGGACUGGGAGCCAAUGUAGGUCUUUCAGGACCAGUGUUAAGUGGUCCCGGUGGCCACUCCCAGUCACCAGUCUAGCUGCCGCAUUCUGGAUUAAUUGCAGUUUCCGGGUCACCUUCAAAGGUAGCCCCACAGAGAGCGCAUUGCAGUAGUCCAGGCGAGCGAUAACCAGAGCAUGCACCACUCUGGCAACACAGUCUGUGGGCAGGUAGGGUUUCAUCCUGCGUACCAGAUGGAGCUGAUAAACAGCUGCCCUGGACACAGAAUUGACCUGCGCCUCCAUGGACAGCUGGGAGUCCAAAAUGACUCCCAGGCCAUCAUGUCGCCUUUUCCUUGCCUUUUCUCCAAGUCCCAUGGCUGCAACUGUUCCUCAUAGGGCAGUCGAUCCCAGAUUCCUCGGAUCCUUUGGGUUGCCCUUUCCUGAGUCAUUUUCCAACUGGGCCCUCUCCUUUGGGAGCUGAGGGCAGGCAAGCUCUGCUUCUUUGCCCAAUGGAGGACAGAGAAAAGGAAGGAAGCUGUUUUUCAUAUUAACCUGUGGAACUCCCCUCUGCAGGAGACCAGUGGCUGAAAUCCCCAGGAGGAGAGAGGGCUCCUGUGUUCGAAUUCUGCUUGCAGGUUUCCCAUUGGGGCAUCUGUGAGGUUACAGGGAACCAGGCAGAGGGCCUUCUCGGUAGUGGCACCAGAUGUCAAGGAAAUAAACAACUAUCCUACAUUUAAAAGCCAGUUUUUAAUAUUUGAUGCUGUAUUGUUUUUAACACUCGAUUGGAAGCUGCCCAGAGUGGCUGGGAAACUCAGCCAGAUGGGCGGGGUAUAAAUAAUAAUAAUAAUAAUAAUAAUAAUAAUAAUAAUAAUAAAUAAUGUUUGGCCACCCUGAGCUGCAUGGGUCCCAUUGACCUGAAACAGCAGGCUCUUUGGAUGUCUUACUUAAUGAACAACUUGAUAGGCAGGAUCCGUCCCCCUGCCUUGGCUGCCAGAAAGCCCUUGACCCAGACGGCCCCCCCAUUCCGCUGCUGCUCCCCCCCCCCCGGAACAAGCCAGGUAGCCCAGAGUUGCAGACCUUUGAGGGGAAAGGACCCGGAAGGCUUUUGCCUUGUGCAGGCUGGUCUUGUCCCUGGCCAGGCCAAGGCGAGGCAACAUGGCGUAGUGGUUAGAGCGCUGGACUACUGGGCUUGAAUCCGCACGCAGCCAUGUCACCGCAUCUCAGCCUCCGCUCCCUCGCAGGGUUGUUGUGGGGGGGUCAAAGGAGGAGUCGGAGAACUCUGUACGCGAAAAAGGUGGGAUAGAUAUUGUUAUGUUCUGAGUUGAAUAGGAUCCAAAAUGCAGCAGUCUGAUUGGUCCUAGAAGAAUAUGCUCAUAAAUAGCAAUAAAUAAUAAUUGUCAUGGUUUCGGCCAAGGUGCUUCGUGUGGCUCCAACAAAGGGGGGGGGGAUGUGAGGCGCAGGGAGCCCCUUCCCUGACCCCCUUCUCUCCACCCCUCUGAGUGGGUCGGUCUGGACUGGUUUCGGUUGUUGAGCGCUGAAGCAGCGGCACUCUGCUCAUGCUCAGAGGGACUCUGUCGAGAUCAGCUGUGAUUCCUGCAUUGCAGUGGGGGGGUUGGUCUAGAUGACUUGUGGGACCCCUUCCCACUCUGAUUUUGUGUUUGGCACUGAAAUGAGGUUGUGCAGAGAAUCCCGGCUGGCCAGACUCCACUGCCUGGGGGGGGGGGCACAUUGGCCAGACACCCCCCCACUCCAGAUUUUCCUCCCAGCCUUCUAAAUCCUCAGCAUCUCUGCCAUAAUCUGCCGCAAGCUGAUUAGCCCAGGCUGGAGGUCCAUGGAAGGGGGGGGCAGAGUUUUGAGCCUCAUGCCAGCCCCACCCUUUGCCCCCCACCCUUUGCCCACCUCCCAAAACCUGCCCCCCAUCUUCACCCCCCUCAGUUUGCCUAGGAGAGCCCCCCCCUGCUCCAUCCCUGAGUUCUGGGGUGCCUCCAGCCCCACAAAGGAUUGAGAGCAAAUGGCCCCCAUCUGCCCCCCCCAAAUGCAAACUCUUGCAUGGGACCCCUUCCCUUUUCUCAGCCGCCCCAUAGAGGGGAAGGGGCUCCCAAGUAAUGUAGGUUUUUGGGGGGGCCUGAGGAGCAUCUCCCCACCCUCCCCUUCCCCACCAGACCCCUGCUUUCCCCCUCCCCAUUUUCUUGAGGGGGGCAGAGGAGGCCGCGGUCUCCCCAGCCCAGCUGUCCCCCCCCCAACCCGGCUAUAAAUAGGCAGCUGGUGAUGUCAGAGUUUCCUCAGCUGCUGCGCCGACUCUGCCCCCCCGUCCCUCCCCCUCCAGCUGUCACCCGCCCCGCUGCCAGGACCGCCUUUGCCGCAUGGGGGGCCGGCAGCUAAGUUAGGGGGCGCCGGCAUGGAGAGCGGCAGGCUGGCCAAGGUGAGUGGCUGGGGGGGGCGCUUGGGGGGGUGAGGAGGGGAGCCCCCCAGGAAGAGACUGGGGUUUCCCCUCUGAGAGGCCUGGAGGAGGCGGGACCCUCGUGCCCAUCUCUGCGGCUGGCAUGAUGGAGGGCAUUUCUCGCGGGGGGGGGGGCUCUCUCUCUCCCCCCCCCAGAAGCUGCUGGAUUUUUUUGCUGCUUCACGGCCCUUCAGGCUGGGGGAGGGAGGCGGUUGAGGCUGGUUUUUUUGGGGGGGGGUCCAUAGCUGUAGAGACAAGGGGGGGUCUCUGCAUCCGGCAGGGUCAUUGUGGGAGGGGUCAGUCGCGAGGGCCCCCCCCAUACCCAAAGCCUCCGAGGCAAAAAUGGAUGCUAAUGGGAUUGCCUCUGGCCUGGGCAAAAGGCUGCAGAGAAUUGGAGAGUUGGAAGGGGCCCCCCAAAGGACAUCUAGUCCAGCCCCCCGGCAACACAGGGGAGAAGGAAGGAAUUCCGCCCCCCCCCGAUUGUAUCCCUCCUUUCAGAUCUCUCCACCCCGUCUUUGGUACAUAAUGUCCAUUGCGCAAGGGGUGGGGGGCAAGAGACUCUGCCCCCGGAGCUUUACCUGUUGAACCCCGGUUUUUCAGCAGAGCUUGGAGGGCCACCUGCCACAGGUGCUUUAGUUGGGGUUGCUGCGUUGGACCCGAUGACCCUGGGGGUCCCUGGAAUUUGAUAGGUCUACUGUGACUCUGUGCGUGUUAUGGGGGAGGCACUCUGCACAAGCUCAGGAACCUUUUACAGAGGUGGGGCUUUGCAUGUUCAGAGGCUGAGCUCUCGCCCUGACGGUGGGUUCUGGGGGUCAUCAAUUCUCACUCAAAGAUCGGGGGUCUUCCUGGGGUGGCGGGUGGGAGACCGUGGAGCCUGGUAUUUUUUUUUCCGGUGGGGGCACCAAACACAGGAAAAUGUUUUCCUUUAUUGUGAUGUAUUUUAAUAUACAAUAAUAAUAUUUAAUAUCUAAUAAUAAUAAUAAUAAUAAUAAUAAUAUUUAACAGCAGCAUGAAGGCGUUUUGGGAAAUUGACCGUCAGGAAGGCGGUUGAUUCUGAACACCCCCAGGCAUUGUUUAUGGCGCCGCUUGGAGACGCCCCCCCCCCCCCAAAAAACCCCCGCUUUGGCUCCCCAGAGGCUGUACACUGGGGCAGGUCAGCUUUCCCUUGCCCCACAGAAAGGGCCCAACGUUUUGGGCCUGUGAGAGGUGGGGAGCACUCUGCGCAUGCUCAGAGCACUCUGGCCGUUGAGAACAGGGGCUGCUUCUCUCCUCUCACCCCCCGCAAAAGACACACAGCUGUCACAGAAGCUGAGUCCGGGGGGUGUUUCUUUCUUCGUUUAUGGGGCACCCUCUCACUCCACUUCCCAAUCCUGUCCCAGGCCAUUUGGUGUCCUUUCCCAGAAGGUCUUUCUGGCACCCCCCUUUUGCCCUGAGCCCCCCAACACUUGCCAUUGCCCCACCAGGCACCAUAACUGGGGGGGGGGGGAUCAGGCAGCUUUGAGCUCCUGCGAUAAUAAAUUUUCUGGCCCACGUAGGACCAGUCUAUAUAGUUAGCCUUGACGUUUUCAUCCCCAAAAAAGUUUUUGAUUUGAGUUUCCACUGAAAUGUGGCUGCAUUUUAAUGUUUUUAUGUUGUAUUUUAAUCUUGUUUUUUAAGCUGUAUUUCAAUCAAUUGUUUUAUAUUUGGUGUUAGCUGCCCCGAGCCUGGUCUUGGCUGGGGAGGGCAGGGUAUAAAUAAAAUUUAUCAUUAUUAUUAUUAAUAAUAAUAAUAAUAAUAAAUGAGUGGACUGGGGUUCUUGGACGGGCCCCCCCAGCUUCAUUCACAUGCCCCCCCUUUCAUUUCUCUCCCCCCCUCGCAGGGCACCGAUAUCCAGAAGAAGAUCGACCAUGAGAUCCGCAUGCGCGAAGGCGCCUGCAAGCUCCUGGCGGCUUGCACCCAGCGCCAGCAGGCUCUGGAGGUCACCAAGAGCCUGCUGGUCUGCAACAGCCGCAUCCUGGCGUACAUGGCUGAGCUUCAGCGCAUGAAAGAGGUGCAAGUCAUGCAGCGGAUGGCCAGGCGGUGAGUGAGGUGGCGGGUGCGCGGCACAUGUCUGCAGGAGGGCCAGUGCGGCCCUGGGCCAAGAGGAGGAAAAGCCUCAGGGCUGGGCUGGCACUCUGCACAUGCUCAGGAACGCUCUGGGGCUGAGGUUUGGCUCUGGAGGGUGUUAGCGGAGAAAUCUGAGGGCUCCCUUGGACAAAAAACAAGGACCCCAGCCAGGAAGACCAGAGCAAAACAGCAGCCAGUAGGCUUGGUCUUUCUUGAAGACUGUGGCGACAGGACUCCCACCUGCCACCAGGUGGAACAAGAUGGAAGCCCCGAACAAAAGAGCCCCCAAACUUUUAUUAGCUGCUAAUCCCCAUGUUAGGGACGCGGGUGGCGCUGUGGGGUAAACCACAGAGCCUAGGACUUGCCGAUCAGAAGGUCGGCAGUUUGAUUCCCCGCAACGGGGUGAGCUCCCAUUGCUCGGUCCCUGCUCCUGCCAACCUAGCAGUUCGAAAGCACAUCAAAGUGCAAGUAGAUAAAUAGGUACCCCUGUGGCGGGAGGGUAAACGGCGUUUCCGUGCGCUGCUCUGGUUCGCCAGAAGCGGCUUAGUCAUGCUGGCCACAUGACCCGGAAGCUGUACGCCGGCUCCCUCAGCCAGUAAAGCGAGACGAGUGCUGCAACCCCAGAGUCGGCCACGACUGGACCUAAUGCUCAGGGGUCCCUUUACCUUUAAUCCCUAUGUUACACCCCCCAAACUACAUCACUAAUACAUCACAGUUACAUCAUGAAAGGGGAGGUCUGUGGCAGGAAUCUGAGCAUCCUGGACCCUGCCCCAUGGUUCCCCUUGCCCUCCACCAAACACCCAUCAAGUGGAACAAAAGAGAUAUUUACAUUCCCCUGUUUCCCAGCCAAGUUCAUCCCACCUUUUGUCUUCAUCUGGGUUUGUUAUUUCUGGAAUGGCUACCUGUCUGGCCCUCAGGUAUCAGGAGGCCAGGGAUUAUCACUCAGGCAGAGGGGCUGCUGAGGAGCUGAGCUCACAUGUCUAGAUGAAUUUCUGAAGUUUUCCCAGUGAGCCAGUACAUAGGAAGAUUGAUCAGUGAAUUCUUACAUUUGGUAUUGUGCAACAGAGGCCCUUUGAAUAGAUAGGAAGAAACUGUGGUGAAGUGUUUUGUGGAGACAAAUCACAUAAGUCACAAAAGCGAUUGUGCUGGUUUUGGUAGUGGGCUGCAGGUGCAUGAUAUCUGCUGGAGGGGCAACCCCUCCCAACCUGUACAUAAAUUCCUGCAACAAGGGAGAGCUGGGGGGGGCAGCAUAGAGAGGAGCUGUGCGCCUACAGGAGCGCCCCAAGAGCUUAGGGUGGGGUUGAGAAGGGGCUGCCUUCGACGCCUCCUGGGUUGUCCAAAGGGGCCGGAUUCAAGGUUAGGCUGGCCUCUUCUGGGGGGGGCGGUCCUUCCAGCGGCAGAAGAGCCUGAGGGGGACCCUCUUUGGGCGAGGGAAGUUUGCUCAGCCUCCUCUUGGGAGCAGCUGAGUUGGCCUUUCGCAGGAGGCCUCUGGUGCGAUUCCUGCGUUGCAGCGGGUUGAGCUAGAUGACCCUUUGGUUCCCCUCCAGCCCUACACUUCUACGAGAUUAUGACUGUUCUUUUCAUUCUGACUAUCCAUUCCUACUGCUACCACCUACUUCUGCCUCUUUUCUGAAUGAGGCACUGCUGCUCUCUUAAUCCACCCCUUGGGCUGUUAAAUCUGUUUUAAUGGUGUGGGUGUGAUUCACAGAUGAAGGGGGGUAUAGAAACAUUAUUAUUAUUAUUAUUAUUAUUAUUAUUAUUAUUAUUAUUAUUAUUUAUUACAGUACUGGACUAAAAGACCACAAGGUGAUACGCAAACUGAAAGACAGUAUUGCAGUAAAAGCAAUUGACAACAUCAAACAUACUCAAAAAUGUUUUAUUGUAUUUUUAAUAUUUUGUUUGGAGCUGCCCAGAGUGGCUGGGGAAACCCAGCCAGAUGGGCGGGGUAUAAAUUAUUAUUAUUAUUAUUAUUAUUAUUAUUAUUAUUAAAUUAAAAUCUGCAUGCUGCCAUGAAACUUUAAAAAAAUAAAUAGUAGCAUAUGACUCUUCUAAAAUAAAUUUUUAAAUGAAGAAUGCAGCUGAUGCAGUUGUUCUGCUUCCCCACAUCCUUGGAGUUGUCAAUCAAGAGUGUAGCCUGAACUCUCCCAUGAUGCUGGAGUGGGGCUUUUGGGGGGCAGGCAGUGGGGGGGGGUCCUCCCUGUGUCUCUGACAGCCCUUUCUCCCCCCCCCCUCAGCCCCUCAGACGCUGGUCCCGUGGACGACCGCCUGCCCUGCCGAGGCAGAGUCUGCAUCUCAGGUAAGGAUGCCGUGACCCACCUGGCCGCAGGUGCAGCCCAGCCGGACCCCUUCCCGGCCCAGAGCCCAGGGGGAGAGGCAGGCAGAGCAGCCCGGUUCCAAAGGGGAGCUGUUUUGGGGUGCAAAAAUGGCCUUCCCUCUGCAAAAAUUCCCGCAUUGCCGGGGGUUGGACUAGAUGACCUGGGGGAUCCCUUCUGUGAUUCUAUAUUGCCCCUAUAAUUGGCUUUCAAGAAUUGUUACUGAUUUGUAAAGAAUGCUUGAGGCAUGUUCUGGAGGAGACCAAAGGCACAUCCAUGCUUUAGAUCAGCUCCCAGACAUUUUGGGGGUCCCACCCCUUUUGUUCCCAGCGGAAUAAGAACAUUAUUCAGAACAUAGCAGCUUGCACGACCCGCCAAGGGUGGCCAUAAGGCAACAAAUUCAAAACGGUGACAAUUAAUUGCACAUGCCUCCAAAAUCCAAUUUCAGCUAUUGAGUUUAAUUAAUUCCACAAAAUGGAAGCUCUUGAUUCCGUCAGACCAGUUUUCCUUUUUUAAAAAAUUGCUUUAUUAGUUUAAAAAAGAAAAAACUGUCAACGAACGAAAAGCCAAAGGAUAAUACAAAUUGCAAAAAGUAAAUGGAUUUCUUACAACGCUGCUUCCAUUAUGACUUCCAGUCACACCAUCGAAGGUUCCGGGUUUCUGUUAUGGAGCACACUUUUCGUUAUCACUCCCAUCUUAUCCCAUAUCCUUAUUUUUAUAAGAUUUUCUUUGUCUCUACCGGGGUCCUAUGCUCUUUCAGAUAUUUUCUGUAAAUAUCCCACUUUCUAAUAAACGUUUGGUCUAUAUUAUCUCUAAUUCUUAUUGUCAUCUUUGCUAAUUCUGUAAAUUCUAAUAAUUUUGUCUGCCAAUCCAUUUUGGUUGGAAUAGAGUCUCCUUUCCAGUUUUUAACUACUAAGAUUCUUGCUGCCAUAUUCCUCAUAUUUUUGGGAAUAUCCAUACCUGUUAUACCCAGUAGAAAGGCUUCGGCGUUUCCCCCCCCCCAAAAAAAGAGAUUUUAAACAUCUUUUUGAGCUUAUUAUAUAUAUUGAGUCCCAAAAUUCCCUUAUUUUCCUGCAAUUCCACCACAUGUGUAUCAUCGCUGGACCAGUUUUCCUUUUUUUUUUUUUCGCAAGUAAAUUUUUAUUCAGAAUUUGUAUAAAGAAAAGAAAAAAGAACUAACAAAUACAAAAAUAAACAUUUUAACAUAAAUUAUUCAUCCUAUUUUCAUACUAUACAAAAAGAAAGCAUACGUUCAUACAAAAAUAAUAAUAUAACCAGUAGGCUCUCCUUAGCCUUUGACUUCCCUUCACCCUUUUGGUAAGUAUCAAAUAAGUCCCGGGUUGCGUAAUUAGUUUAUUAAAGUUUAUAGUUAUUAGCUGAUAAAGUUUUUCUAAUACCGCCAGCUCCUCCUAUAUAUCCGUUCCAAUAUAUUUCCAAAACUUACUCCAAUUUUUUGAAAUUUCUGGUCGUCUUGGUCUCGUAUUCUGCCUGUUAAUCUAUCUAGCUCGGCAUAGUUGAUCAUUUUGACCUGCCAGUCACUUAUGUUAGGAAUAGUUUCUAUUUUCCAGUUUUGUGCCAGCAUAAUUCUUGCGGCUGUGGUGGCAUAGAGAAAUAUUUUUUAUCUUCAUUUUUAUUUCCUUACCCAUUAUUCCCAGCAAAAAGGCCUCAGGUCUCUUGGGAAAAGUGUAUUUAAAAACUUUUUAAGUUCAUUAUAAAUUGCUUCCCAAAAACCUUCACCUUGCUGCAUUGCCACCACAUAUGGUAGAGGUCUCCUCCCCUUCACCACAUUUCCAGCAUGUCUUAUUUUCUGAUCUAUAGAUUUUAGCCAAUUUUGCCGGCGUAAGAUACCAUCUAUAGAGCAUUUUCCAAACAUUUUCUCUCAAACUCGUACAGGCCGUAAAUUUAAUGUCUCUAUUCCACAAUUUCAACCACUUUUCAAACUCGAUGUUAUAACCGAAGUCAAUUGCCCAUUUAAUCAUUGCCUCUUUGACUUCCUCGUCUUUUGUAUGCCAUUCCAGUAAUAUGUCAUAUAAUUUAGACAAUGUUUUGUUUUUGCCUUCUAUUAUUUCUAUAUUGAAUUUUGAUUUCUUGUCCUCAAAGCCCAUUUUUCUUUUAUCUUGUUUUAACAUAUCAUUCACCUGAUGAUAUUGUAGCCAGCCGGUGAAUUGAUCCUUUAUUUCCUCAUACGGUUUAAGUUUAAGCCCUUGUUCUGAUUUUCUUAGCAAAUCUUCGUAGGUGGCUGUCUUCCCUUCCAUGUUGGUUUUUUAGUGUUAAGACCUCUACUGGUGAAAUCCACCAUGGUGUUUUUCUUUCGAGAAGGUUCUUAUUUCUUUCCCAGACCUGAUAUAUUGGUCCCCUGAAAAUAUGGUUUAAGAAAGCCCUGUGGACUUUCACCUUCUCGUACCAGAGAUAUGCGUGCCACCCAUACCGGUUAUUGAAACCUUCUAAAUCCAGUAGGUCUCUGUUCUCCAAUUUUAUCCAAUCUUUUAACCAAAGUAGGCACGCUGCUUCAUAAUAUAGGCUCAAAUCUGGGAGGGCAAAACCUCCUCUUUCCUUUUUAUCAAUUAGUAUUUUCAUUUUAAUCCUUGGUCUUUUCCCCUGCCAGAUGAAUUUCAUCAGGGUUCUCUGCCAUUCUUUACAUUGUUUUAGACCUUUAAUAACUGGAAGAGUUUGAAAUAAAAACAACAUCCUCGGCAAAACAUUCAUUUUAACCACUGCUAUCUUCCCUAAAAAGGAAAAUUUCAUCCUCCCACAUAUUUCCAGAUCUUUCAUUAUUUUUUUCCAUGUAACUUCAUAAUUAUCUUUAUAUAGGUUUAUGUUUUUGCCGUAAUCCACACUCCCAAAUAUUUCACUUUUUUCACCACCAUGAUUUCCACUUUUUGUUCUAGAUCUUUCGUUUCUUCCUUAGUUAAAUUUUUAACCAGCAUUUUAGUUUUAUUCUUGUUUACCUUAAAACCUGCCACCUCUCCAAAUUCCUCAAUUUUUUGUAAUGCUUCUUUUACACUAUCUUGUGGAUCUUCCAAAGUCAAAACAAUAUCGUCGGCAAAGGCUUUAAUUUUGAAUUCCUUCUUUCCUACUCUAAUUCCUUUCACUUCUGUUGCCUCCCUCAGUCUCUUAUUAAGUACUUCCAAAAUUACAAUAAAUAAUAAGGGGGACAGGGGCAACCUUGUCUGGUCCCUUUAUAAAUGUUAAAAUAUUCUGUUGUAUUGUUAUUUAUCACCAGCUUUGCUUUCUGUUCUUUGUAUAUUGCUUCUAUGCCUCUUCUAAAUUUUUCGCCAAUUCCCAUCCUUUCCAAAGCCUUCUUUAGGAAGUUCCAGGAAACAUUAUCAAAUGCCUUUUCGGCGUCUAUGAAAACCAGUGCGGCUUUUCUGUCUAUUUUCAUGUCCAGGUAUUCAAUAAUGUCAAUCAAAUUCCUUACAUUGUCCCGUAAUUGUCUCCCUGGGAGAAAUCCUGAUUGAUCACCAUGAAUUUUAUUAAUCAAGACCUUCUUUAAUCUUUCCGCCAUUAUGUCUGCAAAUAGCUUAUAAUCAUUAUUUAAUAAUGAGAUUGGCCUAUAGUUCUUUACUUCCAUAGUGUCCACCUCUUUUUUAGGGAUCAAUAUAACAUAGGCUUCCUUCCAGGUAUUAGGUAUCUUUCCUUCUCUCAAUAUAUUGUUCAUAACCUCUCCCAGCACUGGUGAUAUUUGGUUAAUUAAUGUUUUAUAAUAUUUGGCCGGAAGGCCGUCCGGUCCCGGCGCCUUCUCAGCUUUCAUCUUUUUAAUAGCCUUUGUUAUCUCUUCCUGGCACCUCCCUGCCCCUUCGUGGCCCCCACUUGGGGACCCCCUGGCGUAGAUGUCUGGGCCCCCACUGUGUUACCUGCAGGCCUCUCUCCUCUGCCCUCCUGGACACAUUUGGGGAUGCAAAUCUUUAUCUCCUCUUUACUUUUUAAAAUUUUUAUAAAUACAUCUUUAUUGGUUUAAAAUACAGCCUUACAAUAAAGGUAAGUACGACAAAGUUAAGCACAGAAAAGGAAAAAAAGGAAAAGAAAAAAGAAAAGGGGGGGGGGGGAAGAAUUCUCCACAUCAAAAAGUACAAAAAGUUUAACUAUUUAGUGAAAUAUGUUCAGUUAAAUUAAUUGGAAAAGCUUGCAAAUACCAGAUAGGCUUAGGACUUAAAUAUGUAAUAUGUUGAAUUAAUAAGUUUAAUGCUGAACUGGAAAGAAAGAAAGAUGUUAAGUGAUUAAGUUAAUUUUAUAAGAAUAUUGGAUUUGGAAAAUCGUUAAAAUGAUAUACACUGAAAUUCAACCAGGGGGUUACGAGGAAAUCACUUAACAAUGUUACUAAGUUUGGUUGAGAUUUAUGUUUGUUUGUUUAAUUUUUUUUUGGAAAAUCAAUACAAAAAAUUGGGGGGGGAGUACAAAUAGUUUAAAAGUAACAAGAAAAGAAAAAGAAAAUAACAAUUAAAAGUACCAGAUAUUUAUACAACAUCAUUGGAAGCUUUUCACAGAAUAAGACAUGAUGUUGUAUCUCCUCCUCUUUCCAGACCUCCGGAUCCCACUGAUGUGGAAGGACACGGAAUAUUUCAAGAACAAGGGCGGUGAGUCCUUCUUGGUGGUGGCCCCUCCGACGGCGCAUGCCUUUGCUUCCUGCGCAUGGCGCCUCUGGCGGUGUUCGAACGCCCCACGAUCUGAGCCGGGCACCCACUUCCGAAGCCGCUGGGCACCUCCUUGCCAAGCCAACUCUUCUUCUUCCCCUCUCCCUCCCUGGGCCUUGUGGGGCUGGCUGGGGCUUGGGGGUCCGAGAGGUGCUGGUGCCACCUAAAUGCCCCUCUUUCCUUGGCAGAGCUGCAUCGCUGCGCCGUCUUCUGCCUGCUUCAGAUCGGCCCGGAAAUCUACGACACGGAGAUGGUGCUGGUGGAUCGGACCCUGACCGACAUCUGCUUUGAGAGCACCAUCCUCUUGUGAGUCCCUGCCCCACUGCCUGCCCCCUUGGGGCAGAAACCUGGGGGUCCCCACGGCCGUGCGGGAGGCGGCAAGUCUUGAAAAAGGAUCCGUGCGGAGAAAGCGGUGUUUCUCCUUUCCCCCGGAAUCUUUCAAUGUUACAAGAGUUGGAUUUUUAAAAGGGGAUUUUGGGGGCUCUGGGUUCUUUGGCAUUUGGGGGGGAAGAGAGGGUUUUUUUUGUCCUUGGGGGUCCGGAGAUCUGCGGGGGUGGGACCCUGGGGGGCAGAAAGGGUUGGCUGGCUCAGACAGGUACUUAAGUGAUGCAUAGAAUGAUUUUUCAAUUUCGUUGUUCUGUAUGGGACAAUGACAAUAAAAGAUUAUCAUAUCGUAUUUUAUCGGAAGGGACCCCCUAGGGGCCAUCUAGGCCAGGGGUCAGCAAACUUUUUCAGCAGGGGGCCGGUCCACUGUCCCUCAGACCUUGUGGGGGGCCGGACUGUAUUUUGAAAAAAAAUAUGAAUGAAUUCCUAUGCCCCACAAAUAACCCAGAGAUGCAUUUUAAAUUCUACUCAUGUAAAAACACGCUGAUUCCCAGCCCGCCGCGGGUCGGAUUUAGAAGGCGAUUGGGCCGGAUCCAGCCCCUGGGCCUUAGUUUGCCUACCCAUGAUCUAGCCCAGGGAUAUCCAACAGGUUGACCGCGAUCUACUGGUAGAUCCCCAUGAGGUUUUGGUAGAUCACGGUCAACUCAAUCUCUGGCUCAACAACAUUGAGCUGUUAAUAAAAAAUACAUUAAAAAACAACAACACUGAGCUGAACCCCUAAAAACGGGGCUUUCCUUCCCAAAAAAGCUCAACAACUUUGAGCUGAGCCCCCCCCAAAAAAAUUCUGAAAGUAGAUCACAAUCUCUUGAGAGUCGGCCACCCCUGAGAUUCCAGCCCAACCGCGGCUGAAGAGUCCCUGGUUGGCCGAGGAGUUUUCAUAUAAUUUUCUUUCCAAAUGUAUAGGUGAAACUCGGGAAAUUAGAAUAUCGUGGAAAAGUUCAUUUAUUUCAGACUCAUGACAUGCAAAGCGAGAUAUGUCAAGCCUUUCUUUGUUAUAAUUGUGAUGAUCAUGGCAUAAAGCUGAUGAAAACCCCAAAUUAACAAUCUCAGAAAAUUAGAAUAUUAAAUGAAAUCGGCAAAACAAGGACUGCAAAUAGAGCAAUAUUGGACCUCUGAGAGGUAGAAGCAUGCACAUGUACUCAGUGCUUGGUUUAGGACCCUUUUGCAUCAAUUAUUGCCUCAAUGCGGCGUGGCAUGGAUGCUAUCAGCCUGUGGCACUGCUGAGGUGUUAUGGAAGACCAGGAUGCUUCAAUAGCAGCCUUCAGCUCUUCUGCAUUGCUGGGUCUCAUGUCUCUCAUCCUUCUCUUGGCAAUGCCCCAUAGAUUCUCUACGGCUUGACAUAUCUCGCUUUGCAUGUCAUGAGUCUAUCUCAUAUAUUUUUUGUUGUUGUUUAGUCCUGUCCGACUCUUCGUGACCCCCUGGACCAGAGCACACCAGGCACUCCUGUCUUCCACUGUCUCCUGCAGUUUGGUCAAACUCAUGCUGGUAGCUUCAAGAACACUGUCCCACCAUCUCGUCCUCUGUCGUCCCCUUCUCCUUGUGCCCUCCAUCUUUCCCAACAUCAGGGUCUUUUCCAGGGAGUCUUCUCUUCUCAUGAGGUGGCCAAAGUCUUGGAGCCUCAGCUUCAGGAUCUGUCCUUCCAGUGAGCACUCAGGGCUGAUUUCCUUCAGAAUGGAGAGGUUGGAUCUUCUUGCAGUCCAUGGGACUCUCAAGAGUCUCCUCCAGCACCACAAUUCAAAAGCAUCCAUUCUUCGGCGAUCAGUCUUCUUUAUGGUCCAGCUCUCACUUCCAUACAUCACUACGGGGAAAACCAGAGCUUUAACUAUACAGACCUUUGUCGGCAAGGUGAUGUCUCUGCUUUUUAAGAUGCUGUCUAGGUUUGUCAUUGCUUUUCUCCCAAGAAGCAGGCGUCUUUUAAUUUCGUGACUGGUGUCACCAUCUGCAGUGAUCAUGGAGCCCAAGAAAGUAAAAUCUCUCACUGCCUCCAUUUCUUCCCCUUCUAUUUGCCAGGAGGUGAUGGGACCAGUGGCCAUGAUCUUCAUUUUUUUUGAUGUUGAGCUUCAGACCAUAUUUUGCGCUCUCCUCUUUCACCCUCAAUAAAAGGUUCUUUAAUUCCUCCUCACUUUCCGCCAUCAAGGUUGUGUCAUCUGCAUAUCUGAGGUUGUUGAUAUUUCUUCCGGCGAUCUUAAUUCCGGCUUGGGAUUCAUUCAGCCCAGCCUUUGGCAUGAUGAAUUAGCUUCAUAUAUUAGUUUCACCUUUUAAAUUCAAUUACUGAAAUAAAUGAACUUUUCCAUUCUAAUUUUCCGAGUUUCACCUGUAACAUGCUAUCUCCUUCCAGUUCUGUAUCCUCUCUCGUGCUGUAAGUUGCAUUUUAUAUUCGAAGUCCUUCCUCGGGUGACCUUCUGGGCUGCCUGGGAGCGCCCCCCUUUCAUGCCUGUGCCCCCCGCUUUGUCUCUUCCCCCCCCAGCACGGAGGCCGGUCCGGACUUUGAGCUGAAGGUGGAGCUGUACAGCGCCGGCCUGGAGGAGGACUCUGUCCUGGGCAGCACCCCCAAGAAGCUGGCCAGCCGCCUGAGCAGCUCCCUGGGGCGCUCGUCCGGCAAGAGGGUCCGUGCCGCCCUGGACGGGGUGCCCGGGAGCCCCGUCAGCAACGGGGGAAGCAGCCCCCUCCAGCUGCCAGCCCCCAGCGUGGCGUGAGUAUCCUGGGCCCGGCGCCCGGUCGUCUUCCACAGAAUUCGCACCCGCUGCCCGCCCCCUCCAGGCUCACCUGCCUCUGUUUCCUUCCAGGGGCCCCAAGUACCAGCUGCUGGCCUGCACCACCCUGCGCCUGGCCCACGUCCAGGACGCCUUUCGCACCCACGACCUCGCCGUCACCGGGAACGGUACUUGGAGCAGGGGUUUUUUGGGGGGUGUUGGGUUUGGGUUUGCGGGAGCAGGAACGUUCCAGAGUCCGGUUUGGUUCUGAGGGUUUUGCGCAGACACGGAAAGCGCUAAAAUCAUUCCUGAUUAGACAAGUCUGUCCAGAUGUUUGGAAAGUUGAUGCAGGUUUUAAUCUCUUUUAGUGUUUCAACUUUUUGUAUGUUUUAAAACUUGUGGUUUAAUGAUAAUAAUAAUAAUAAUAAUAAUAAUAAUAAUAAUGACGUGGGUGGCGCUGUGGGUUAAACUACAGAGCCUUGGGCUUGCCGAUCAGAAGGUCGGCAGUUCGAAUCCCCGCGACGGGGUGAGCUCCCGUUGCUCGGUCCCUGCUCCUGCCAACCUAGCAGUUUGAAAGCAUGUCAAAGUGCAAGACUGUUUUCAGGAGGCUCCCAAAAGAGUCCAGAGUCAAGUGGCGGGGAGUUCCGACGUCUCUUGACGUUUUGUGGAGCUGCUGCCGCUGAACCAGUUCCGCCAAUGUAGGUGGACAAGUGGCCUCUCUUUUCCAGGAGGGACGAAGCCCCCUGCCCCCUCGUCCCUCUUUUGGGGCUCAGACUUGCCUCCCCCUGACCCCCUCCUCUUCUCUCCCCCCCCCCCCACCUAGAGGAGAGCUCCUUCUGGCUCCCCCUGUACGGCAGCGUCUGCUGUCGCCUGGCAGCCCAGCCCAACUGCAUGCUCCACCAGGUCAUGUGCGGCUUCCUGAAGGUGCAGGUAAGUGCUGGGGGGGCGCUGCAGGUAGGGAAGGGCUGAGAAGGCAGGGGACCCGCGUUUUGGGACCCACACCCCCGGGCAGAGGCGCAUCGAGAGCCAUGCGCUCAGGAGACGGGUUGAUUCCCCUCCACCCCUUCUCUCUCGCUCCGUCUCUCUGCUCAGCUACAUUAGGAAAGAUGCAGCGAUUUGGAUGUGCUAUAAACAUGCCGCACCAGGGGGUGCAAGAGAGCAGGGAAUUUUAAAAGACAGUUUUCUAUAUAGAUUUAUUUCUUUCGUUAUAACGAUCUAAUUCAGGGGUCGGCAAACUACAGCCCAUGGGCUGGAUGUGGCCCACCAGGCCUGUAAAUCCGGCCCGCGGACCCUGCUGCCCACUCAGUCAGUUCCUGUGCUGAGCUAAACCGGCACAAUGUGGCAUUUCCUUCAAAAGAAGCCGUGGACGGGAGGGUGUUCCACAGGGCGGGCGCCACCACCGAGAAGGCUCUCUGCCUGGUUCCCUGUAACUUGGCUUCUCACAGUGAGGGAACCACCAGAAGGCCCUCGGAGCUGGACCUCAGUGUCCGGGUAGAAUGAUGGGGGUGGAGACGCUCCUUCAGGUAUACUUGGCUCAGGCCUUUUAGGGCUUUCAAGGUCAGCACCAACACUUGGAAACGUACUGGGAGCCAAUGCAGAUCUUUCACAUAACUGGAGUUAUGUGGUCCCGGCGGCCGCUCCCAGUCACCAGUCUGGCUGCCGCGUUCUGGAUUAGUUGUAGUUUCCAGGUCACCUUCUCAGGUAGCCCCACACAGAGCGCAUUGCAGUAGUCCAAGCGGGAGAUAACCAGACCAUGCACCACUCUGGCGAGACAGUCCACGGGCAGGGAGGGUUUCAUCCUGUGUCCCAGAUGGAGCUGGCAGACAGCCGCCCUGGACACAGAAUUGACCUGUGCCUCCAUGGACAGCUGUGAGUCCAGAAUGACUCCCAGGCUGCACACCUGGUCCUUCAGGGGCCCAGUGACCCCAUUCAGGACCAGGGAGUCCUCCACACCCACCCACCUCCUGUCCCCCCAAAACAGUACUUCUGUCUUGUCAGGAUUCAACCUCAAUCUGUUAGCCGCCAUCCAUCCUCCAUCCGCCUCCAGACACUCACACAGGACCUUCACCUCCUUCACUGGUUCUGAUUUGAAAGAGAGGUGGAGCUAGUUCACAGCAACUUCUUCCAGGACACACAGAGGGGAGAGGGCUACUCUCGCACUCGGGUCCGGCUUGCUGGUUUCCCCUUGGCCUCAUCCUGCAGUCUUCUCUUCGGUCCUUACUCUGUGGUGCUGUGGCUCCCAAGGGGGUGGCAGGAAGAUGCAAGGAAACAUUUGAGCAUUUCAGGGCAGCAUAGUAUAGUGUCAAAAUGUUUUUUUUUAUUUGCCGAAUAUGGGUAGAAAGGCUUCUUUGUGUCAAUGAGGAGACGAGACCCUGAUUGUCUCAAAUUAGACUGAAUAGAAAUGAGAUUACCCAGCAAAAGGAAGCUCAUGUCUCUCACUGAGAUCAUAUACAUACUUAGGGUACAUAUGGAAGAGGCUUGUUUGUAAUUAUAUUUGAGGAAUGACUCAUAUCCUUAUGUAGCUGCAUUGUUUUACGCUUUCUGGAUUCCCAGGAUCAUAUGGCUCCCCUUUAAAUCUGCAAAGGGAUGUACUCUGCUGAACUCACAAACCUGAGGAAGGAAUAAUAAAUAGCGUAUUUUUUGCUCCAUAAGACGCACUUUUUUCUUCCUCAAAGGUAAGGGGGAAUGUCUGCACGUCUUAUGAAGCGAAUGCAUGGUCGCUGGAGCCGAAUUGCCCAGGGGCAAAAAGCAGAUCCUGCUUUUUUUUUUUUUUUAGAAAGAGGGAAGGGGGUGUUGAAACAAAGCCGCUGAUGGGCAAGCGAUCAGGAGGGAGAUAAGAGACGCUAGAGAUAAAGGAGGCUGCCUGGGAGGGGGGAGGUAAAGACAGCAAACUUGCAAAGGGGGGAAGCAGGAAGACUAAAUCAAUAAGGAGAGAAAUUAGAAGAAAGGGAGGAGCAAAAAACUGUUCCAGCUAAGGAAAAGACACUAAGGCAAACAAGAGGGAAGGGAGUGUUGAAAGGAAGCAGCUGAUCGGUGGGAUCGGAAGAGAGAUAAGGGAUGCUAGCGGAGGCUGCCUGGGAGGGGGGAGGUAAAAGCCCAUGGAUCUUCAGGAUUUUUGCAUCGGGUCACCCCAAAUUCACCAUCAGAUCACAUAGCAUGUCCAUGGCUACAUCUUGCACCAAAAAAACCACGCACCCACUGUUGUGUGGGGCCGCAAUGGCGCAAAAACGUGGUUACAAAGCACAGAUCCACAUGGAUCCUCAGGAUUUUUGCAUUGGGCUACCCCAAACUCACCGUCAAAUCAUAUGUCUGUGGCCACAGCAUGAACCACAAAAAUCAUACAUCCACUGUUUCAUUCAGAAUAUUUUUUUUCUUGUUUUCUUCCUCUAAAAACUAGGUGCGUCUUAUGGAGCGAAAAAUACGGUAGUUGUGUUCUAUGUUAUAAAUCAGACACUGCUAGGAGUUUUUUCUUUCUCUUUUCCAAUGUAUUUUUUAUCAGUAAAAAACUUGGUAUGGCACAAGUAAUUUUUUUUACCUGUGGGUACAGGAUGGUAUACAAUUAUUUUAUUUUAUUUUUUAUUUUUAUUUUACAACAACAACAAAAAUUCUGAAAGUGUGGCCCAGAGGGGAAAAAAUGAGAGCCGAUGCUGCUAUGAGGCUUGUUCUCUCCCAACGGAGCUUCAUUUCCAGUCGGAGCGUUUCUGCUAUGGGGCUAUGCCCCCCCACCACCCAGAAGGGGUUUCCGAGCAUGGGUGAAAGGGAUUUGAGGGGCAGGGAGGGAAGACCGACAGCGCCCGUCCUGGGGAGGGAUGAAUGUGGGAAGAUGGCGUGUGGGUCUCCCUCCUGCUAAACACAACACCCCCUCUCCCCCCCCCCGUUUUGCAGCAGGGGGAGCAGCAGGGCUGGCUGCGGCUCUUUUGCCUCCUGCGGGGCUCCAACCUCCUCUGCUACCGGCACCCCAAAGACGUCGAGACGCAGGAGGAGCCGGCCUUCACCAUUGCUAUCAACAAGGUAGGGGGGUGAUGUCUCAGAGCAGGUUGGGGGGCAAAACAUUGGGGGUCCCUGGUGGCGGAGGAAACUGCUUGGGCACCCAGAGUGGCAAACAGGGAUUGGAAGAAGUUUAAGGAAUAUUUGAAAAAAUGCAUUUACAUUUAAAUCUUAGACUAGAUUUGGCAGAGGCUGUAGGGUUAGAAGUUGAAGACAGUGUAUUUUAAAAUAGUAUUAUUUGUAAGUGAUAAAGUUUUUUAUGGUUAAAGUAAGUGAUAAAAAAAAAUGGUUAGAAAUUGUGAUAUAUGUAAAUUGCUAAAGAUGGAGUAAAAUGGAAAUCAGAUAGGUGGGACUUGGGGAAGCCCACAUAACAAUGUUUAGAAAAAUAAGGAUAUGAUGAGAAUUUUUGUAUUGUUUGUUUUUCUGUUUGUGUUCUUUAUAUUCGUUAUAAAAUGAAUAAAACAUUUUUUGGGGGAAAACCAUGAUGUGCACCUCCCAGGGGUGCCAGCACUGCCCGCUGAUUGGGCAAAUAGGCCUGGCGCUGCCCGCUGGGGAUGUGAGCUCCGCUCGCCGGGGGGGGGAUGCGAAUGGUGCCCACUGGGGGGGUGCAUCCCUGGCGACCAGCGCCGCACGCCGUGUGUAUUUGCAGAUUUUCUUGACGGCGAUCGUGCCAAUCACAGAAAUCCGUCCGCCGGGGGUGCCAGCGCCGCCAUGCCAAUCUGCCCGGGGGGGGGGAUUUUGUCAACCCCCCCCAGGCAUGACACCCAGGGCAGACCGCACCCCCGCACCCCACUUGUGAUGCCCCUGCUUGUCCCCCCCCCCAGCCUUUGCUCCAUCCUUCUCAUCCACAGUUGCCAACUAAGCAUGUUUUGAAUGCAACAGCUGCCUCCGCCUUCGGCUGCGAUUCCUUCCUUGCGGGGGGUUGGGCUGGAUGACCCCUGGGGGUCCCAAUGCUACCAGUCUAUGACUCUCAAUUGGCAGCACAGCCCGGGGUCUGUCCUUCUGUGUCGUGUGUCAGGGAUGUCAGUGUAAAAACGGAGACCUUGCCGUUUUUGAAACUCACUCUUUGCGACUGAUGAUGGUUCUUCCCAGCCCAGCUCACAGCCCCCCAUCCCCGUUUCUUCCCAUUUGUAAAAAGUGCACAUUAAUCUCCCCACGUCUGCCUUUGGACAGUUGCCAUCAGCAGAGGACUAAACCAGGCAUAGGGACGCGGGUGGCGCUGUGGGUUAAACCACAGAGCCUAGGACUUACCAAUCAGAAGGUUCAAAUCCCAGCGACGGGGUGAGCUCCCGUUGCUCAGUCCCUGCUCCUGCCAGCCUAGCAGUUCGAAAGCACCUCAAAGUGCAAGUAGAUAAAUAGGUACCGCUAUAUGGGGUUGUGGCGCUCAUCUCGCUUUACUGGCCGAGGGAGCUGGCGUACAGCUUCCGGGUCAUGUGGCCAGCAUGACUAAGCCACUUCUGGCGAACCAGAGCAGCGCACGGAAAUGCCAUUUACCUUCCCGCCGGAGCGGUACUUAUUUAUCUACUUGCACAUAUGUGCUUUCAAACUGCUAGGCUGGCAGGAGCAGGGACCGGGCAACGGGAGCUCACCCCGUCGCUGGGAUUUGAACCUUCUGAUUGGUAAGUCCUAGGCUCUGUGGUUUAACCCACAGCGCCAUCCGCGUCCCUAUGCCUGGUUUAGUCCUCUAUAAAUGCCAUCUAGGUUGGUGCCCCCCCCGUUUCCUGUGGCAGGGAGUUCCACCAUUUAACUCUGCGCUGUGUGAAGAAGCGCUUUCUUUGUCCUGAAUCUUCCAACCUCCCCCUUCCUUGGGGGUUCCCUGGGCGUCUCUGGGUGUGUCUGCACAUGCGCACAUUUCCGUGCCUGAGGCCCCUUUGCACCCCCCCCAGGAGACGCGCAUCCGAGCCACAGAGAAGGACCCCAAGAACCAACUGCACACCAUGUCCGUGACGAACCGCUAUGGGGGGGAGGAGGUGACCCACACGCUGCUGGCCGAGUCCCGCUCCGAGACGCAGCGCUGGAUGGAAGCCUUCUGGCAGCACUUUUAUGACAUGAGUGAGUAGGGGAAGUGAGACGGGGGAUGUGGAAACACGUGGGGGGGAGAUCAGGGGCAACAGUGCCCUCUCUUGCUCUGCCCUUCCACUGCACCCUUGUCCUGCCUCGCAAGGGGGUCGUGGCAGGACAAGGGAGGCGAGGGAGAAGCUGAGCUGGACCGUGGAGGCCCCAAUCCAGCCACCCCCUCCCAUGCUAGGAGGCUCUUGAGAAGCCCCUGCCCUUCCUAGUAGAUGGGGGGGGCUAAAGAAGGACAGUUGCAGCCCCUAAUCCAGGGGUUCUCCACCUGUGGGUCCCCAGAUGUUGUUGCACUACAACUCCCAUCAUCCCUGAGCUCUGGCCUUGCUAGCGAGGGGUGAUGGGAGUUGUAGUGCAACAACAUCUGGGGACCCACAGGCUGAGAAAGGCUGCCAUGAGUAGGUAACCUAAGGCCCAGGGGCCGGAUCUGGCCCAAUUGCCUUCUCAAUCCGGCCCACAGACGGUCCGGGAAUCAGCGUGUUUUUACAUGAGUAGAAUGUGUCCUUUUAUUUAAAAUGCAUCUCUGGGUUAUUUGUGGGGCAUAGGAAUUCAUUCAAUUUUUUUCCCAUAAUAUAUUCCGGCCCCCCACAAGGUCUGAAGGACAGUGGACCAGCCCCCUGCUGAAAAAGGUUGCUGACCCCUGGCCUAAAACCUUCUGGGUCGGCCAGAGGGGGUCCUGUCCUCUGGUGCACGUGGGGAGACCACUAGGGGGCAGCACAGCGCCCCCUGCCUGCCCCACAGACGCCCAGCAAAGUGGGAGGGGGUCCCUGGCAUGUGAGCCAACUCAUAGGGGCUGAGGUUCCUUCAGCCCCCCCCUUAAAGUAUUUGAGCGGCAGCCCCCCAAAGUUGAUGGUGAUAGUGAACGGGCGCCAUGUCUUGUGAUCAGUUAUGUGGGGUGGGGCUUAACUAUUUCACUGAAGUCGCCCCCCCCUGCAAUCUUCUCCCCCCCCCCCAGGCCAGUGGAAGCACUGCUGCGAUGAGCUCAUGAAGGUGGAGGUCCCCUCCCCACGGCGCCCCAUGGCCCUCUUGCAGAAGCAAGGCUCCCUCUACCACGAAAUGGGUGAGUCUCCAGAGAAGGGGGUCCGCAGAAGCGGGGAGGGUUGGGGGGCUGAAGGGAACAGAGGGGGCUCUGAGGGGUGGGCCUGGUGGAUUAGGGCCCCCCUGAACUCACGGUGGGGAGGCAAGAGGGUCUCACCUCCUUCUGCCCUUUUCUUCCUGCCUGUCUCUGGGGCUCUGUCUUGCCCCCCCGGUUUCUGUGGGGCUGCCCCACACCUUGCUUGUGCCCAGAUGUAUCUGUGUCUGUAACUCUCUGCUCUCCUCCUGCUCUCUCUCUCUUUGCAUGUCUCCCCUUCUCUUCCUCUUCUUCUCUGUCCUGUCCCCGACCCCUUACCCCCACCCCCAGCUCUCCCUGGCCCAGGGGGGCCGCCCCCCAACUGCGAGGGGCUGCUGUUGCAGGACAACGCUGUCUCUGCCGAGAUUCGAGCUCUCCUCUCCUCGUAUUACAGCGACAGGUGACGUAACCCCCACCCAAAGCUGGACGGGGUGGGGAGGGGUCCUCUGGGUUCCCAAAAUGGGGGGGGGGCUGGCUGGCAGGGAGGUAGGUAGAGGGUGAAGGAGGCAGGAGUACCCUUUGUGUAGAGAGGGGUGGGCAGCGGAGACACCGGCAGAGCCCCUGGGAUCUCCCACUGACAGGGAAGGGGGCUGGCGGGGGCUGUGGGCAGUUGGACCCAGUGGGCGCCUCCAUUUAUGUGUAUGUUGUAAACAAAAUCUGCCUUUUCCCCCUUAUGGGGUAUCCAAGAGCCCAUAUAGAGUCCUUACGUAGGUUCCCUAUUGGUAGGAGAAAAGAACAGAGGCCAACCAGAGAAUAUUGAGAAGCAAAGCAGCUUGUAAGCCUGAUCUUUAUUGAUCUGUUGCAACAGGGUCCUCACUCCCCACACGCAGGAGGGAGGAGGACCCAGAACCAAGGUGUGUCUGCCCUUAUAUAGACAUUUUAAAUUGCCUGCCCUGGAGCUCCAGACCACCCCUCCAUACAUCAUACAUACAUCACAGAAGGGGUGUAACCUAAGACCACCCCCAGAUACAUCAUACCUACAUCACGGAAAAGGUGGUCUACAGCAGAAAUCUGAGUGCUUUGUUUAUCUCCUGUCUGCCAGGUUACCUGUUUAAUGGUCACUUGACUGGAUUGCCUGGGGAGCCUGGCCAGUCUUUUGUAAUGAUCAAUACUUAGUUCCUGAGCCAGGUCACAAGCUCACCCUAUUCAAACACAGGAUUUGUGAAGAAAAAGACAAUGGGGAGGCUUUUUCAUUUUUCUUUGACCUUGCAGAGAAAACAUUUGGUCAGUUUGGGAAUCAAAAUGGUUUCAGGUCUUCCUGUGCUGAUCUAUGUAUGUGCUUGGUUGGUACACUUAUGAACAUUUAACAUACUGUAUUUUUCGCUCCAUAGGGCGCACCGGACCAUAGGGCACACCUAGUUUUUUUGGGGGGGAAAUAAAGGGGGAAACUUUUAUUCCCCCCCCCCCCAGCUCCAAAGAGCAAAGAAGCCAAGACAGCACGUGUAUAUUUUGGAAUUGCUCAGUUAUGCAGAGAGGGUGCCAGAGAGUCGAAAUGGGAAGGUGGAAAAUAGUCAUGCCCUGGGCAAAAUUUCCUUAUCGUGGCCAAGUUGUUCCGAUGCUCAAGAUCAUUUAGGCAAAUUGGACUGUUGGCUUUACUAAAACCCAAAGUAGCUGUUUUGGGGAUAAACCACAAGAGGGAAGUUUUCGAUAGACCGUUUUAAUCCAGGCACUCUUGUGACAAUUUUGCACCACCAGGGAUAUUAAACCGGGGGUGAUCUGAGUUAGGUGAAGCCAAUACAGUAGACGCUCAGGUUGAGAACGUGAUCCUUGCAGGAGGCGCAUAUGCAACAGCUGAAACCCGGAAGUAACCCGUUCCUGUACUUCUGGGUUUUGGCGGUCCGUGGCACUGUGGGCUAAACCACAGAGCCUAGGACUUGCCGAUCAGAAGGUCGGCGGUUCGAAUCCCCGCGACGGGGUGAGCUCCUGUUGCUCGGUCCCUGCUCCUGCCCACCUAGCAGUUCAAAAGCACGUCAAAGUGCAAGUAGAUAAAUAGGUACCGCUCCAGUGGGAAGGUAAAUGGUGUUUCCGUGCGCUGCUCUGGUUCACCAGAAGCGGCUUAGUCAUGCUGGCCACAUGACCCGGAAGCUGUACGCCGGCUCCCUCGGCCAGUAAAGCGAGAUGAGCGCUGCAACUCCAGAGUUGGCCACGACUGGACCUAAUGGUCAGGGGUCCCUUUACCUUUACUAACCUGAAAAAACGCAACCUGAAGCAUCUGUAACCCGAGGUGUGACUGUAGCUAAGCUUCUGCCAGAUUCCAUCCGGUCCCAGCUAGCCCAGCCUGGCUCCAGAUGUUCCUUGCUUUGGGGUGCGGCUUCCCUUGGGAGGCGCAUGGAAAGGGACUCCUGCCCCUCUGUCCUCUGGGGGUCCUUUGCAACGGCCCCUCCACUAAUCUCCCCCCCCGCCCUAUUUUUCUCCCCAGCUAUUGAGCCGGCGGACGACAUUGAGGCCGUGACGGAGAUCCUGGCCCGGCGCUUUUCUGGCCUGGGCCCCCCGCCCUGGCUGUCCCUCCUGGAAGGGUCGUCGUGCAGCGCAGCGUCCGACAGCGACAGCGUCUCCAGCGCCAGCCCGUGCCCCCCGCCGCGCCCCCCCUGGGGCCGGCCCCGCACCCUCUCCCUGGACGCCAAGCUCAGCACCCUGAAAGGACGCUCGGGGCGCCCGCCGGGGCCGCCUCCGCCCCCCAGGGCCAGGGGCCCCUCCGGCUCCAGCUCCUCCAGCAGCAGCAGCGGCAGCCCCACUCCGGAGCCUGAGCGUCCCCCUCGGCCCCACGCCCGGCCCCGGUUUGACCCCCGCUUGUGGCUGCAGUCCCAGGUCUGAGGAGGGAGGGCGCUGGGGCCUCCAGAGGUCCGCUAGACUGGAAGCAGGGGACUGCAGGAGGACGGAGCAGAGGGCCUGAUGUGGGGCCAGCACCCCACACGCUCCAGUCCCCCUCCCCGCCAUCCUCUAACAAGCCAUCAGGGCCCUCUCCUCACUUCUGGACCAGCUGCCCCCCACUUGGGGGGCACAGCCUGUAGGGAGCGCUCUUAUGCCCCAAUUCCCAAUCAAUGGGGGGGCUGGCUGUGUAACCAUCCUGACCCACAAGUCUCCUCUUCAGCAGGGGAGAAAAAGCACCUUUUUCCUUUGAGAAACUGGAACAAUUUGGGGUGGGGAAAUAAACGUAAAAGCAGGGGGGGUCCGGUUGGCAUCUCCCCCGCCAGAAGCAGGAGCUCAUUUGUAUUGGUUCCUUUGUGCAAGCCGCCCCCCAAUUCCACCACCCCCAGCGGUGGCCCCAAAGAUCAACCCCCGCCUACCUUGCCCUCCGACAGCCCCCCGUUUUUCUAACGCUCCCCCUGAGUUUCAGGGAUAUGUGCCAAUUCAGGAGGGGAGGGGCGGUGCUUGCUGCCAAGUAGGCAGGUGUGACCCCCCCAUCUGUGGGGCGGGGGCAACCCUGCCUCUUCCUUUAUUAUGCAUUAAAAUGUAUUUAACGAUUCCAUUGUCAAUGC
Messenger RNA from Podarcis lilfordi (Lilford's wall lizard), 37279 nucleotides. The record is from the annotation of a GenBank genome assembly. NCBI's taxonomy places the organism in Eukaryota, Metazoa, Chordata, Lepidosauria, Squamata, Lacertidae.